Messenger RNA from Trichoderma asperellum CBS 433.97, 1023 nucleotides. RefSeq lists its product as uncharacterized. The record is from RefSeq and is a predicted model, not a curated record. Lineage: Eukaryota; Fungi; Ascomycota; Sordariomycetes; Hypocreales; Hypocreaceae.
AUGGCAUCCAGCGGUCAAGCCGGCGGCGCCAUGCAGAUGCAUGGCCCCCCCUACCCCCCCAAAUACGCCGGCCUCGGCGGCUCCCCAACCCGCUCCGUCGACAUCCCCAUCUCCGCCGUCAUCCUCGCCCUCUUCAUCUGCUCCGCCGUCCUCAACAUGACAAUCUUCCAGCGCAACCGGCGCCGCGGCCACAAGUUCGUCCUCUCCGGCCUCUUCUUCGGCUUCUCCAUGGCCCGCAUCUCCGCAAACGUCAUGCGCAUCGUCUGGGCCUGCUACCCGAUGAACGCCCGCAUCGCCAUCGCCGCCCAGAUCCUCGCCAACGCCGGCGUCAUCAUCAUCUUCAUCGCCAACCUGAUCCUCGUCCAGCGCGUGCUGCGCGCAUAUCACCCUCGUCUCGGCUGGAGCAUGCCCGCCAGGAUCGUCUUCCGCUCGCUCUUCGCCUCCGUCAUCGGGUGUUUGUUCAUGCUCAUCAUCUGCAUCGUCUACAGCGUCUACACGACCAAGCAGUCCGUCAUCGACCAGACGCACAUUGCCCAAACCGUUGCCGUCACGUAUUUCGCCUUUCUGGCCUUCUUACCGGUGCUCGUCAUCGGACUCUGCUUCGUCAUCCCUCGCCGCCAGCGGAUCGAGAAGUUCGGCACUGGAAGCAUGCGAUAUAAGCUCUUCCUCAUAAUCUUCACGUCUUGCCUGCUCACUCUCGGUGCCGCCUUCCGAGCAGGUGUGAUAUACUAUCGUGUUCCCGCCACCCAGUCACGGUGGUUCUACCACAAGGCCUGCUUCUACUGCUUCAACUAUACCAUCGAGCUCAUCGUCGUCUUCACCUACGCCCUGUCUCGAUUCGACAAGCGUUUCCACGUUCCCAACGGAAGCAGUGCUCCCGGUCACUAUGCCAACGGUGUUCCAGGCUCAGACGGAGCCGUUUUCGACGAAGAGCUGCCUGGCAGCGCUUCUGAGCAGACAAUGUCGGAUGCCACCUGGGAUAUGCAGUUCCAAAACAAGACUGCGCCCAAAGCAUCUGCUUAG